This is a messenger RNA of Rhodotorula toruloides NP11, 2658 nucleotides long. Its product is annotated as ribonucleoside-diphosphate reductase subunit M1. NCBI's taxonomy places the organism in Eukaryota, Fungi, Basidiomycota, Microbotryomycetes, Sporidiobolales, Sporidiobolaceae. Gene Ontology annotation, biological process: DNA replication; deoxyribonucleotide biosynthetic process. The coding region runs from base 1 to 2658 and encodes 885 amino acids. Gene Ontology annotation, molecular function: ATP binding; ribonucleoside-diphosphate reductase activity, thioredoxin disulfide as acceptor. The record is from RefSeq and is a predicted model, not a curated record. Gene Ontology annotation, cellular component: ribonucleoside-diphosphate reductase complex. The transcript is spliced from 11 exons.
AUGGCCUUCGUCUACAAGGUCGCGUUCGACAAGAUCACGGCGCGCAUCAACAAGCUCUGCUACGGCCUGGACAUGAACCAUGUCGAGCCGAUCGAGAUCACGAAGCGUGUCAUCAACGGCGUCUACCAGGGCGUCACGACCGUCGAGCUCGACAACCUCGCUGCCGAGACCGCCGCUUACAUGACCACCCGCCACCCUGACUACGCCAUCCUCGCCGCCCGCAUCGCCAUCUCGAACUUGCACAAGGAGACGAAGAAGACCUUCUCGCAUGUCAUCUCGGACCUGUACCACUACAUCAACCCGAAGAACGGCCGCCCGUCGAGCAUGAUCUCGGAAGAAACCUACAAGACCAUCAUGGCCAACGCCGACAAGCUCAACAGCGCUGUCAUCUACGACCGCGACUUUUCCUACAACUACUUCGGCUUCAAGACGCUCGAGCGGUCGUACCUGCUCCGCCUCGACGGCAAGGUGGCCGAGCGACCGCAGCACAUGCUCAUGCGUGUCGCGGUCGGCAUCCACGGCGACGACAUUGAGCGCGCGAUCGAGACGUACAACCUCAUGUCGGAGCGGUACUUUACGCACGCCUCGCCGACGCUCUUCAACGCCGGCACGCCGCACCCGCAGCUCUCGUCGUGCUUCCUCGUCACGAUGAAGGACGACUCGAUCGAGGGCAUCUACGACACGCUCAAGACGUGCGCGCUCAUCUCCAAGACGGCCGGCGGCAUCGGUCUCUCGAUCCACAACAUCCGCGCGACCGGCUCGUACAUCGCCGGCACGAACGGCUACUCGAACGGCAUCAUCCCCAUGCUCCGCGUGUACAACAACACCGCGCGCUACGUCGACCAGGGCGGCAACAAGCGCCCGGGCGCGUUCGCCAUCUACCUCGAGCCGUGGCACGCCGACAUCUUCGAGUUCCUCGACCUCCGCAAGAACCACGGCAAGGAGGAGGUCCGCGCGCGCGACUUGUUCUUUGCCCUCUGGAUUCCCGACCUCUUCAUGGAGCGUGUCGAGCAGAACGGCGACUGGCCCCUCUUCUGCCCUGCCGAGGCACCCGGCCUCCACGAGGUCUACGGCGACGAGUUCAAGGAGCUGUUCGAGAAGUAUGAGAAGGAGGGUCGCGCCAAGCGCACCAUUCCCGCCCAGAAGCUCUGGUACGCCAUCCUCGAGGCCCAGGUCGAGACGGGCAACCCCUUCAUGCUCUACAAGGACGCCGCCAACAAAAAGUCGAACCAGAAGAACCUCGGCACGAUCAAGUCGUCGAACUUGUGCACCGAGAUCAUCGAGUACUCUUCGCCUGACGAGUGCGCCGUCUGCAACCUCGCGUCGAUCGCGCUCCCGUCGUUCAUCAAGAACGGCGAGUACGACUUCAAGAAGCUGCACGACGUCGUCAAGGUCGUCACGUACAACUUGAACCGCAUCAUCGACGUCAACUACUACCCCGUCAAGGAGGCCGAGCGCAGCAACUUCCGCCACCGCCCGAUCGGUAUCGGUGUGCAGGGUCUCGCCGACGCCUUCAUGGCCCUCCGUCUGCCGUUCGACUCGCCCGAGGCGCGCCACCUCAACGUCCAGAUCUUCGAGACGAUCUACCACGCCGCGAUCGAGUCGUCGUGCGACAUGGCCCGCGACUACGCCAUCGCCCACCCCGGCGAGCCCGGCUGGUACCCCUCGUACAAGGAGAACGGCGGCUCGCCCGCGAGCCACGGCCUCUUGCAGUACGACCUGUGGAACGUCACGCCGACGGACCUGUGGGACUGGGCCGAGUUGAAGGAGAAGAUUGCGCAGCACGGCAUCCGCAACUCGCUCGUCUGCGCGCCGAUGCCGACCGCGUCGACCAGUCAGAUCCUUGGCUUCAACGAGGCGUUCGAGCCGUACACGUCCAACAUCUACACCCGCCGUGUCCUCGCCGGCGAGUUCCAAGUCGUCAACCCCUGGCUCCUCCGCGACCUCGUCGACCGCGGCCUGUGGAACGACGCGAUGAAGAACACGAUCAUCGCGCACAACGGCUCGAUCCAGAACGUCCCCGGUAUCCCUGAUGAGCUCAAGCGCAUCUACAAGACGGUGUGGGAGAUCUCGCAGAAGGUCGUCAUCGACCUCUCCGCCGACCGCGGAGCGUUCAUCGACCAGUCGCAGUCGCUCAACGUCCACCUCUCGUCGCCGACCAUGGCGCAGCUCACGUCGAUGCACUUCUACGGCUGGAAGAAGGGUCUCAAGACGGGCAUGUACUACCUCCGUACCCGCGCCGCCGUCGGCGCCAUCAAGUUCACCGUCGACCAGGCCACCCUCAACGAGGCAAAGAAGGCGAACGGAACCAAGGCAGCUCCUGUUGCCGCCCCGCCCGUCGCCGCCGCCCGCCCUUCGCCCAUCCGCGACAUCACGAACGGCGUCGCGCGCACCUCGCUCUCGAACGGCGUCCCCUCCAAGCUCUCGUCGACCAGCAGCUCGUCUGCGUAUUCGCCCACUCCCCCUUCACCCGCUGACCCGACUCCUGCGCCCGUCGUCACCGCCGCCGCGCCUCUCGCUGCUGCCGCACCCGUGACGGACGACGGCGAGAUCACGUACGAGGAGGCGAUGCGGAGGAAGGAGCAGCGCGACCUCGAGGAGGCCCAGUUGCUGUGUUCGCUAGAGAACCCUGGCGCCUGUACGAUGUGCUCGGGCUAG